Suillus discolor is the source of this 327-nucleotide messenger RNA. RefSeq lists its product as uncharacterized. The record is from RefSeq and is a predicted model, not a curated record. The transcript has 3 exons. Bases 1 to 327 code for a protein of 108 amino acids. Lineage: Eukaryota; Fungi; Basidiomycota; Agaricomycetes; Boletales; Suillaceae.
AUGCCCUCCACUCAUGUUGAUGGUAAUACACUGCUGAGUAGCACACAACCACCACCGAACCCAAGUAGUUGCGUUAUCAUCAUACAGAACAACUACAUUGCGGAGGGGGGAACCAUCAACAUACUUUCAAGUAACUGUAACGGUUCCACCGUGAGCAAGUUUGAACAUGUCGGACUGACUGCAGAGCCCACAUCCUUGGACCCUCUGUUGACGAGUCAGCCAGAGCCAAUGGAGCACGGUCAUGAAAGCAUAGUGUUGAGCGGUAAUACGUUCGGUCAUCAAGUUCAUCCAAAAGAAAUUUGGCUGAAGAAUGAUUGCAUCAGUUAA